AGGUAUCUUACCGUCUUUGAGAAUUGACGAUGUGAUACGUACAACACUACAGUACUAGGUAGGUAGUUUACAUUGGAUCGACUGACAUGUUGUCUAAGGAACUUGGCAACCAACCUGCACAACUGCACUAAUGAAUUACUCCAGUACACACUGCAAAUCAGGUUGAUGCACUCCACAGAUACCAUAUGGAUUCCACAGAUGCCCUAUGGAUGUUGCCGCUGGCGCGUACCGUUCGGUUACAUAUCUGUUUCAUCCAUUCACCACUUUAUCCUACCACAUGAGUGAGCUGCGCAAGAUGCUGGUAUUAGAAUUUGUUUACUUUGUAGAAUCCGAACCUGCUUUAAAGCUUAUGCAAAUCACGUGGUACUACAACAGCUGGUUGCGGUAGGAGCAUAAUCUCUCCGGUACCGGGAGGCGAGGGUCUUUCAGAGGUUCCUUUCCUAAAUACUUUGUAUACCCCCGUUUUGCGCUGUUUGCGCUGCACAGCCAAGGUAAACAGUAUUUUGACACUUGCACUUUUGAGCUCAACUAGUCGACUAGGUAUUCUUGUGGUUUGAGCAAGAAAUAUCAACAAAUGGCCUUAGUCAUACUCAGUUUGCCUGAUCAAGUCCUUGGAUUAAUCAACCAUGAGCUUGGUGAAGUACCCAAAGGGUGUACGGCGGGACACCAAUCGGUUACAAUCGGCCUUCACGUGACCAAAAAUUUCACGACCAGGUGCAACCGUUGAGCCUCUCUAACUGCUUGGAUUUGCAAGCACUUACAAACUUCGCCGUUGCUGGGUACCUGGAUAAAGCACCUUUCACGGGCCGAAUCGAAGUCUUUUAGGCUUCGCUUGUAUUUGUUAUUCUUUUGCUCAUCUUGGCCCAAACGCACAAUGUCAUGCUCACUGCCUUCGUCCCUCCGGCGGGCGGCCGCUCCGCUCCGUAGAACAUUCGCCACCGUCACAGCAACAUCGACGACAAGCGCAAAGAAUUGCAGGGCAUAUGCAACAAUACCCUCAAAGGACAGCGAUCCUACCCCAAGUGCAAGCAGCGCCGAUUCAUCAGCGGGGUCGGUCACAUCACAGCAACAAACACCAAAAUCUUCCCGUCCAACAUACUUCAAAGACACUUCUGUCGCCUCCUUCUCCGACUUUCUCGCCACGUCCUCCCCAGCAGCUCCCUUGUCUCCAUCUGAGGCUUACACCCUUCGCACCGCCGAGGUCGGCCCUGCCGGUCGCAAGAAGACCAUCACACGCCUGCCGGAAUGGCUGAAGACACCGAUACCCAACCCGGGGUCCAACGAAAACUUCCGUAGCAUCAAGGCCGACCUUCGCGGCCUGGGACUGCACACCGUCUGCGAGGAGGCUCGUUGUCCAAAUAUCUCAGACUGCUGGGGUGGUAGCUCCAAGGCCGCCGCCACCGCAACUAUCAUGCUCAUGGGCGACACGUGCACGCGCGGAUGCCGCUUCUGCAGCGUCAAGACCAGCCGCGCCCCGGCACCCCUCGACCCGCACGAGCCCGAGAACACCGCCGAGGCCCUGGCCCGCUGGGGACUGGGUUAUGUCGUUCUGACCUCGGUAGAUCGUGACGAUCUUGCGGAUGGUGGGGCCAGGCACUUUGCUGAGACCAUACGGAAAAUUAAGGCCAAGAAGCCGACGCUGCUGGUCGAGGCCUUGACGGGUGAUUUUCAGGGUGACCUGGAGAUGGUCAGGUUGGUGGCCGAUAGUGGUCUGGACGUGUAUGCGCACAACGUUGAGACGGUCGAGGGUUUGACUCCGUACGUGCGUGAUCGCCGUGCUACCUUUAGGCAGAGCUUGAAGGUGCUGGCCGAGGUCAAGAGGCACAAGGGCGAUGAUAUCAUCACCAAGACGAGCAUAAUGUUGGGUCUGGGUGAGACGGAGGAAGAGCUGUUUGAAGCACUCAGGGAACUCCGCAAAGCCCAGGUUGAUGUAGUGACCUUUGGCCAGUACAUGCGUCCGACAAAGCGUCACCUCAAGGUUGAGAAGUACAUAACGCCCGACGAGUUCGAGCUGUGGCGCCAGCGCGCGCUGGACAUGGGCUUCUUGUACUGUGCCAGCGGGCCACUUGUGCGGUCUUCGUACAAGGCUGGAGAGGCGUUCAUUGAGAACGUGCUCAAGAAGCGGGCGGGCGAGAAGGCAGCAGCAGCAGCCGCUGCCGCUUCAGGUACCACCGCAAACGCCCCCAAGUUGGAUCCCUCUGCGCUGCCAUGAGCGCGGGAACAAGAGUGUGCACAUAAAUGAGAAUAGACGGUAUUUUAUAGUUUACUUCGAUUACAUGUAUUAAUCAUCUUCAACAUGAAGGGCAAUAGGGAACGGCGGAUUAUUAGAGCAUAUGGGCGGCGUCAUGCCAAAGGCUACAGUCACCUGGUCGACGUGACAUGACAUCUAGACAGCAUUAGAAGCUCACUUCAACAAGAAUUUCUAAUGACAAGUAGCUGACAGUGGUCAACUUGAUGUUUUAUCAUCUAUCUCUUUUUUCUAUUCUAGUCUAGUCGCCCAUUUUAUUAUGUUCUCUAUUGACAAAAGAUUUAGUU
Messenger RNA from Pyricularia oryzae 70-15, 2535 nucleotides. Its product is annotated as lipoyl synthase. The transcript is spliced from 3 exons. Bases 875 to 2212 code for a protein of 445 amino acids. The record is from RefSeq and is a predicted model, not a curated record. Gene Ontology annotation, biological process: lipoate biosynthetic process. Gene Ontology annotation, molecular function: lipoate synthase activity; 4 iron, 4 sulfur cluster binding. Gene Ontology annotation, cellular component: mitochondrion. NCBI's taxonomy places the organism in Eukaryota, Fungi, Ascomycota, Sordariomycetes, Magnaporthales, Pyriculariaceae.